CAAAGGACACUUACAAUAGGUCGUACUCUGCCCAUCCUUUAUUCAUAUCCAGCACGACAGGCUCAAAAAGCAGGUAUCCACAGUUGUUGUGCCAUGGGGCGCAGUCUAUGCUCAACCACACGUUGUGCGAUAUGCGCAGCUCUAACCGCUGCUGCAAUCGCUAUAGGCCUCAUUUUUAUCCUCAGCUACGUAUACUGGUGGCCAACAGACAAUUCAACAGACAAAGAUGGUGAUAUGGACAAUUCAGUAGACCCGCCUUCGCCAGAACAACCAUGUCCAUCUGGUGAUUUCCAUACGGGAUACAUAGCAACUGGAAGCACAGUGGCAGUCAAUAGUGACGUAGUCGCAUAUCUGUCCCGACCCGUCGGGACAUCGUGUAAAGGGGCUGUUCUCAUUUUUCAUGAUAUAUAUGGUUACGGUCUCCCAGCAAAUCAACAAGUCGCCGACGACUUAGCGCAGAACGGCUACGUUGCUAUCCUCCCUGAUCUCUUUCGCGGGAAUCCAUGGCAACCUGACAUGUAUGAGUAUGUAGAGUGGAAAACCAGUCAUUCUCAAGAACGUAUCGAUGGAGACAUUGAUGCGACAGUAAGCUUUAUCAGAUCUGCGUUGUCAGUUGACAAUCUAGCUGUUGUCGGAUUUUGUUGGGGUGGGCUUCAGUCCGUUUUCGCCUCAGCGCGGCUUAGCAUAGACGCAGCUGUCGCGUUCUAUGGAGUGGGUAUUACUCCAGACGACCUUAUUUCGAUGAACAAGCCCACGUUGCUGCUACAUGGUCAGAAUGACACCAUAAUAUCGGUAACUGAUGUCGAGCUCCUUGAAUCCACUCUGCAUAAUGCUAACAGACUACUGCAAAGUGUCGAUGACCUGGAAACAGGGGCGCUGCGAGGCCCACCCUCAUACGUCAAAAUCUUCGAGGAUGUUGGACAUUCCUUUGCGCACAGGGGGGACAUGGAUGACCCCGUCAUACGACAGGCUUCCGAAGAAGCGUUUAACGACAUGUACCGGUGGAUAAGUAGAUUCACCCCUGGUUAACAUGAAAACUAUCGCAUAUAAAAAAUAAACGCAUUGUUCUAUAAAGUUCCACACCCGAAUACACUAGCGGCGUAGCUCUUUGAACGAUAUGUUUUCCCGCUAACUAAAGUAGUGCAAAAUUGUGUUUAUUUUUAUAAUCGUUCCGAAUUUUAAUCCCAAUUAUUGACAAACUUCAUAUUAUUUUUCAAUAUGAAAAAUCAUAUUUUGGCAAUUUUGUGAAGUAAUACAGUAUAUGUACUUUGGUGUUCAAAGGAACUUUCACUAUGUAUAUAUGUCAUUCAGUUCAUUUGCAUAACAUAUUUAAAAAAAGUGAUUAUGUUGCUAUUUUGUAAGUAUGUCACAAAUGGAUUAUUAGAAACAAUCCGACACAAAUAAAAUGAAGACUGAUUAUUCCAUAUAUGGGUGCAGCCCGUCAAUACAAUUUUGCACACUAAACGCCGAUUUUACGUUAUUUCACGGUAUUUCAAAUGUUAUAUUUUAGUUGCCGUUCCUGGUGAGAUAGUUACAUAUCUUGAGGACUAUUUAGUUAAUAACUCAGCUACUAGAGAACGGGAAAAUUCUGUAUUUGAUGACGUAAUGGAACUAAAUUACCACGUGACACUGGUACCAGCAAAUAGUCUAUUACCAACCUUCAAUCAGUGGUGUCCGGUAACAUUCAAUGACACCAUAUUCAACAACUUGUAUU
Molecule: messenger RNA, 1714 nt
Organism: Saccoglossus kowalevskii
Lineage: Eukaryota; Metazoa; Hemichordata; Enteropneusta; Harrimaniidae
Product: carboxymethylenebutenolidase homolog
Molecular function (GO): hydrolase activity
Source: RefSeq, a predicted model, not a curated record